Messenger RNA from Synchiropus splendidus (mandarinfish), 3296 nucleotides. RefSeq names its product protein Wiz-like. The transcript is spliced from 8 exons. Gene Ontology annotation, biological process: regulation of transcription by RNA polymerase II. Gene Ontology annotation, cellular component: nucleus. Bases 485 to 2707 code for a protein of 740 amino acids. Gene Ontology annotation, molecular function: RNA polymerase II cis-regulatory region sequence-specific DNA binding; DNA-binding transcription factor activity, RNA polymerase II-specific. The record is from RefSeq and is a predicted model, not a curated record. NCBI's taxonomy places the organism in Eukaryota, Metazoa, Chordata, Actinopteri, Syngnathiformes, Callionymidae.
UGAAUCCAUUUUACCGGUACAACAUAGAUCACUUCCUCUUAUCGUUUUUUGCCGUUGCCGUUUUAAACAUUUCGAAUAAAGUGCACGGACUGGUAAGACAGCUGUUGGAAUGUUCUCGAUGUCACUCAGUCGCACUAGUAAUUGUGACAGAUUUCGGUGUGGAGGAUUUUCCGAUCCACGAAUGCUCUACCUCGCAAAUGUGUUUUAGCAUCUUAGCAUGCUUGUUCAGCGCAACAAAAGGGGCAUCUUCACUGCCUUCCAAUGCUUAACCCUUGUUUAUUUUGAAAUUCAUCACGCAUUGUGAGUCCGAUCCGAUAUAAAUGAGGUCGCUUGUUAUUUGAGUCCACACGUUUUUUGUGCAAAGAGUUUCAUAGAGCGGAUCGAAAGUUGAAAGCGGGAGUGUGUAUUGUUAUUUUUAUGUCCUUGAUUUAUUACAGGAUUCCUCGAAAGUCAACCCACAACGCCGUCAAUAUCACGUUAACAGAUGGAUCCAGUGGAGGGCCCCACAGCAGCAGCGGUCACUUGUGAGUUCUGUGGAACGCAUUUCGAGACGCGACGUGGUCUCUCCAGCCACGCCAGACUGCAUCUCCGGCAGCUCGGUGUGACGAUGUCAGACAGCAGCGGAGCUCCAAUCGAGCUCCUAUAUCAACUCAUGGAGGACAGAGAGGGAGACCUCACCAAUUUAAAGUUGAAGGAGCCCUUGCCUGACUCCCCUCAACCUCGGACUUCCUCUCAAAAGUCAGCCCAAAAAGGAUCUAGAACCUCUUUAAAAAGCAAUAAUAGCAAAACACCCACUUCCAAGGUGAAAAGUAAAGUCGCGACAAGCACACAGGCCGGAUCAAGUCUGUGGACUUCCCCGAUCCUGCCGUCAUCUCCUUCUGCCGGACCUGAAGGAAGCAAACAAUUGAAGCCAUUCUGGGCCCCGCUGGAAACCGAUGCUCCCAUCACGCUAGCAUCAGACAAAGAUGAUGAAGUCCACGUUUGCCAGAUGUGCGGCUGCUGGUUUGAAUCCCGCAAGGGUCUCUCCCGUCACGCUCUGUCUCACUUACGACAGCUAGGAAUUCCACCAAGUGCUGUCAAAGGGAAUCCUAUUGAGUUUCUCAGCAACGUCAUGGAGAGUGAGGAUCACAAGCUACUCAGCUCCAAAGAGACAGAGCUGCUUGGAGCUCCUCUUCUUUCUAAACCCUCUCCUAAACGUUCUCCUGAACCCACAUCCGAACUCAUGUCGCCUCCAAGCAAACAGAGUAAAACAUCCAAGGACUGCAAAUGUAUCUUUUGUGGAGAGGAGUUUGGAAACCGCAAAGGACUGGCCAGCCACGCCCGCUCUCACCUGCGGCAGAUGGGGUUGCUGUAUCUGGUGGGAGAGGGCACCGCCAUCAGCACCAUGCAGGAGCUGGUCCAUAGUGGCAUUUUAAAACGCACACAAUCGGACUCGCCAUCCUCUCCUGCACCUUCACCUCUUUCCCCUGAUCCAGGUCAUUCUCACACCUCCAUUCCCUCGUCGUGUCCAAGUCCGACAAAGCCAACUCAAGGCGUGACGCCCCGACCUCCGAAAGCUAAAAAAGGCUUCCGCUUAGCAGUCGACCCCCUUCAGAGAAAGCCCAAGCAGGAACCUGUGGACAUGGAGGUGUCACCAUCGAAGGAACUGGUCAGCAGCUGUCGGAUAUCAACAGAGGAUGCUGUUCCCGCAAAUACUAUCACUGCAGAAGACCAGUCCCCACCAACAGUCCUCUGCAAUUACUGCGGUCAGCUGUUUGAGACUCGCAAAGCUCUGUCCUGUCACGCCCGCUCCCACCUGCGCCAGCUCGGCCUCACCUGGUCCAUCAACACAUCGCCGCUGGAGCUGCUCAGAGAGUUCAUGGCUCAAAGUGAAGACGGCACACCCACAUGGGACUCCUCGGCCCUUAAGACUUUGGACCAGCAACAGUCCGCGGAGCAGUCCUCCAACCCCUACUCCUCACCCCUCAAUUUCUCCAUGAAAGAGAACUCUUCGCCUGCUAAGAGUGGAGCAGCUCCUGUUGAUAAAACCUGUGAACUUUGUGGGUUUGAAUUUGAGAACCGCAAAGCCCUGGCCAGUCACGCCCGGGCCCACCUCCGUCAGUUGGGCCUCUCCGAAUGGAAGUCGGAAGGGGCCAACUCGCCGAUUGAAUUCCUUAGAGACAUCAUGCGCAGGGACCCGACCAAAGUGGCGGCUGUGAUGCGGCGCUAUCGCAUGGGAGACUUGUACAUCAAAAAGUCCAACAAAAGUGCGACAGCAUCCUCCUCAGAGACAGAUUCGUUAGGUGUCAGCGGCCCCGAAGCGCCAGAGCUGAAGUCACCACGAGGAGGCGCUGCGGGUUCGUCCAGACCUCACAGUCUCACGCUGACAACCAAAAUCCACUUUGACCAAGGUGUGCGUUCACAGAGGGCUCAUCCUCCUAAAAAGACACCAGUGGGGGAUAGAAGUCGGGAGUCUGGCUCUCAGCCUCCACCUCGGACCGGAGGCAUCCCUGCCAUGCUGCCCAAACCUCCACUCACACCUCUGGUCAAGUUGGUGGGAAAAGUCUACACACUCAAAUGCAGGUUCUGUGAGCGAGUGUUCGAAGGCCCACUGUCAGUGCAGGAGCAGUGGAUCACCCACCUGCAGCAGCACAUCCUGACACUGGGAUACAAAGGCAAAGCUUCUCCUCCAGUCACUCCCGCUCUCAUCAACCCAGUGGCUGUCUAGAGCCGCUCAUGACCAAAGGUUUCUUCUAAGCACAAGUCGAUGAACAAAAACCAGCUGUGCUCCUCUCAGGCUGCUCAGACUAUUCUGAUGUAAAAGAAACUCUCCUAAAAGUUUACGAGGCGACCGUUUCACUGUGACACAUUUUCGAUUGAAUCAGGUGUUGUGAUGUGUCAGUUUCAUCCUGUUUUUUUGUUUUGUAGAGAAGUAUUUGUAGUCGUCAUCAUGUGAAGAUAUUUGUGAAACAAGUUGUACUUCUGCUUCAUGUCUGCUUGUUUUUAAAUAUGUAGGGAUUUUAAAAACUUGCUCUGUAUUUAAACUUGAACUUUUGUGAAACUCUGUGAACAAACUUUUUUUUAAAGUCGUCUGAAGUAUCACCAGCUGCCAUGUCCAUAAUGAUGGAUCACUCAAGGUGAAUAUAAAUAAAAUCUGUGUCCUUCUCCAUGAACCUUAUUGGUUGUCAUCUACUGCUUCUUCCUGGUAAUGCAGUGGUACCUUGGUUUUCGAACGUCCCGGAGUUCGAACAAAAAUUUCAAGAUUUUUUUGCGUCGGAUUUUUAACGAAAAUCCAGAACUCGAACGCCCCAGAAAAA